AUGGCCACCAACAUCGACGCCGCUCGUGUCGCGUACACUCGCGCCAACACGACCAUGAAAGCCUGCACUUUCCGCCUCGCCUCCGCCAACGCAACCCUCUAUGCAGCGCAAUCCACCUACCGCGCCGCCCUCGCAGACCUGAAGAACGAAGUCGAGAACGCCCAACUCCUGGCAGACAAAGCCAGCGCCGAGAUGAAAUUCGCUCAGCACUCUGUCAAGGAGAACGAAGCCGCGCUCGUGAAAGCUCAAGAUGCUGAAGGCGAUGCCAAGCAAGUUCUCAACCAGGCUCUGGCUGCCAGGUCCAGACGUGUGAACAAGCAUGAUGUGUUCGAGCCUGCGCUGCCGGCCGAAGAUGCGCCAGUGCUUCCCCAAUCCGCGGCGGAAAAGUAUAUCGCCACCGCCGAAGCGGCGUUCGAAGAUCUGGAGAACCUAGAUGAGUUUCCCGAGCCUGAAGCAGAACCCUGCGGCAACGCCUCCUGUGCUCGUAACGCGUCCAGUCGUGCUUUGACAGCUUGUCCGCACAAUCUGGCUGCGGGACUCGCAGGUCUUAGUGCCAAGAAUCUCAAAGCCGCGAAGAAGGUAUUUUCUCCUGAGCAAUUUGGAGGAAAUACUGGAUUCAAGAAUAAGGCGUAUGAGGUUUGUGCUGCGAUUGAUAAACUCAUUGCUGCGCAAAUUCUGAACCAGACGCCGAGAUGGCAGCAGGGAAAGGCUUUUGACAAGAAUCGUCGGAUGGACAGGGGUCAUUGA
This is a messenger RNA of Recurvomyces mirabilis, 747 nucleotides long. RefSeq lists its product as uncharacterized. The transcript has a single exon. Bases 1 to 747 code for a protein of 248 amino acids. The record is from RefSeq and is a predicted model, not a curated record. NCBI's taxonomy places the organism in Eukaryota, Fungi, Ascomycota, Dothideomycetes, Mycosphaerellales, Teratosphaeriaceae.